Molecule: messenger RNA, 1127 nt
Organism: Galleria mellonella (greater wax moth)
Lineage: Eukaryota; Metazoa; Arthropoda; Insecta; Lepidoptera; Pyralidae
Product: carbonyl reductase [NADPH] 1-like
Exons: 1
Coding region: 196-1029 (277 amino acids)
Molecular function (GO): carbonyl reductase (NADPH) activity
Source: RefSeq, a predicted model, not a curated record
UGUUAUUAUAUGGCUGUAUAAAUAUAAUCUCUGGUAUGAACGUGACUGAUAAAAAAAGAGACAAAACACCAACCUUACAAAAUGAAAUGUCAAAAAUGACCGGGAGGAAGUAAUGUCAUGUGUUGGUGAUAAAAUAAAAUAAAUAUUUAUUUUUACAACGUAGUAUUUUCUACGCAAGUAUCGUUCUAAAUUUUUAUGUACAAAAUGGAAACCAAAGUAGCAGUAGUGACUGGAAGCAAUAAAGGUAUUGGAUUUGAAAUCGUGAAAGGAUUAUGUCAGAAGUUUGAAGGUGUUGUGUACCUCACAGCUAGAAACGAAGAAAGAGGACGACAAGCAGUAAAGAAACUCGAAGACUUAGGUCUUCGGCCUUUGUUUCAUACAUUAGACGUUACAUGUGAACAGAGUAUCCAGGAAUUUGCAACAUACAUUGCAAGCAGAUAUUGUGGAAUAGAUGUAUUGGUGAACAAUGCCGGUAUUUUGGACUUUGAUAAGUCGGUUUCUUCCUAUGAAGAUGCUAAAAAACUUAUUGAUACAAAUUUUUUGAGUUUGAUAUCUAUUUCCAAAAUAUUGUAUCCAUUACUGAAAAACAAUGCUCGCAUAAUCAACAUUAGCAGUGACUGGGGUUUAUUGUCUAACAUAAGGAAGCAGAUUUGGCUUGAUACAUUAGUAAAAGACAAUCUAACUGUUGAUGAAAUUUUACAGUUUGUUAAUGAUUUUCUACAGGCAGUUAAAAAUGGCAAAACUACUAUGGUAUCAUUUGCUGGACACUAUGGAGAUUAUAAGGUAUCAAAGGUGGCAAUGUCAGCAUUGACAUUUGUACAACAGCGGCAAUUUAGUGAACAAGGCACAGAUAUUUCUAUAAAUUGUGUUCAUCCAGGUUUUGUGAAGUCUGAUAUGACAAAAGGCAUGGGUGAUUUUACUCCUGAACGUGGAGCCAGAGCACCUCUGUAUUUGGCAUUAGAAGCUCCGCAGUCUCAAAAGGGCACCUUUGUAUGGCAUGACUGUCACCAAGUUAACUGGGAUGAUUAAGGAUGUUAUUGUUUUAUCAUUGUUAGCAUUAAUUCUGUGAUAAAAAUAUCACCUACAUAAAAUGAACUAUAAUAUAUAUUUUCUUUUAGUUAAUACAA